CAUUCUCGCAAUAGGAGGAGCUGAGGCGGCUGGUUGCUCCCCUUUUGCUCCGGCUGCAAUCUCAUCUCGAUCUCCGACCCUGAUCGUCCCCAACCUCCCCCCUCCCCACACAAAUCCAUCCACAUACCCAAGGCGGAGAGGAGAGCCAACCGAUCUAGGAUCCAUCCACACACCGGAGAGGAAGAGCUUGACGGCUCUCGAUCUGGAAUCCAUGGACAGCGAGCUGGCUGAUUUUGCUGCUUCUUACCUCGGCGAGGAGGAAGCCGUCAAGAAGCCUGACAGCAGUCCAUCCGCAGGAGAGCGGAAGGUAUUGAUUUUACGCAGGCCCACAAUCACACAGGAUCCCCCGUUCCUGAAUCCCCCUGCUUAUGGCUACCCGGACGGCGGUGGCGACCAGCCAAGCUUCGUCCUCAUCGAGCCACACGCCUACUUUGCCGACCGCCUCAACGCCACCACCGCCGACUGCGGCUUGGAGGGUCUCGGUCUCCGGGGGAAAAUCAAGGUCACCUUCUGCACCGCCCAACCGCCGCAAGUCUCCUACCUCUGCGUCCAUGCCACCGACUACGACCACACCGUGUUCGCCUACCCGCCUCACAUAGUCGCCACAGAGACUGAGGGCGGCCUCGUCCUUCUAUCCGUAGUAGUGGGUGGCCGCCCAUCCUAUGCCUCGCUUCGCCUCAAACAACACUACUUUGUCUACAACGCAAGCGUCCCUGAGCUCAAGCACAUCAAGCAGCCGGGCGACGACCACCCAGUCAACGAUCACUCCUUUGCCAUUGUGAGCAAUGGCAAACCUGACUGCACCUUCGUCCUUGCCGCACAAGCUGAUAGGUUUGGGCAUGGCAAUCCUUCUCACCUCUGCCUGUAUCAAUCUGGUACCAACUCCUGGAGCAAAGUGCUGGUGAAUGUCGAUUCAGUCCCCUACCAGCUCACCACAUACAAGGCAAUCACCAUAAAAGGAGAUUUAGGCCUAGUAGCCUGGGUCGAUCUCUCACAUAUGAUCACCUUCUGCAACGUGCUGGACAAAAGCCCCAAGCUCCGUUUCUUAAGACUACCGACCGAGCCGCAGUAUGCAAUUGGAUCGCCGGCUGUUCGGGAUGUUUCCCUCCUUAAUGGCUCCAUCAGGUUUGUUGAGCUGCUGCACCACGACCAUGGUUGGAAGGCCACAAUAUGGAGCAUCAAGACUGGUGUCUUCUCCAAAAAGGCUUGGCACAUCCAUCAUGAGCUUGAGCUUGAUUCCUCUGAUAUACCUGAACCAUCGCUGCCUAAGCUGAACGUCCAUGAAGGUGUCACAGCUCAGCCAACCUUGUCGACUCUCGACAUUGGCCUGCCCAAGCUGAGUCUCCAAGAUGAUUGCAUUCUUUACCUCCUAGCCAAGAUUGACUAUCGUGACAAGGAACACACAGCAUGGGUGCUUGCUGUUGACAUGAAGAACAAGACUGUCCAGAGAGUGGCCGAGUUUAGCCCCAAAAGGUCUAUCGCCUUGUCCACCGGCUACGAUUCAAGUAGGAUCUCCAAAUAUCUCAAAGUUGGUCCAGGUAAAGGCGUGAAUAGGGAAAUGACCUGUGAUCCCCCCUUGCAAGAAGAUGAGCUGGGACCGGAGAGGAUGUCAUUCUGAUAGUGGAAGGAGUUUACAUGUGAGAUGAACUGGACUAUAUGAUCUGAGAAUAAUGCCUAUGUGUCGAUGGAGGGGGUAGUGGAUUAUGGAUGAUCAUCUCUCUGGACUGUCUUUCAUUUGUCUGUUAAUUUUAGGAUUAUGAAUACUCUCAAGGAUUCCUCACCUUGUUUUAUUAUAUGUAUCCAUCUUGUCUCACCACCUAUUCUUAUCGCUUAUCUGCAAUAAGAACUUUCCAUGAACUAGUAUAUUAUGUCAGAUGUACUGCCCUCUGUAUUGACUGCAUGCUGCUUUCUUUUGUUGGCAUCAUAACUUCUUUGA
Molecule: messenger RNA, 1936 nt
Organism: Triticum aestivum (bread wheat)
Lineage: Eukaryota; Viridiplantae; Streptophyta; Magnoliopsida; Poales; Poaceae
Exons: 3
Coding region: 212-1618 (468 amino acids)
Source: RefSeq, a predicted model, not a curated record